GGGAUCCGGCCGUGCCUCCUCCCCGCCCCUCUCGCCUCGCCGCGCCUCUGCCCGGGACGGCCGCCGCUUGUCCAGGGAUUUACAGCAUCCCUAUCUCAGAAGAACAAACCUCUUUGAGUGGAAGGAAAUCUGCAAAAGAUGGCCUGACGCAGGAGCCCGUGGCACCUUUGUGGUGUUUUUCCCCAACUAGUCCAACAAUGUGUACUGUGAAUAGCUCAGACACUACCUGGCUACUAAGACUUAAGUGUCCAAGACCUGUGAGAGAAUGUGAUCAGCAAAGGCCUUGGCAGAGGUUCCCCUCAGCACCAGCAGAGAGUGGCACAGCAAAUACUUUGGACUGCAGUAGACAUUUCAGGAAGAAAAAUAAUACCAAAGAUUGGCUAACACAGAAAGACUUCUGUCAUGAGAAGGCAGCACCUGAUGAAAGUCUAGACACCAUUGCUUCUGCUCAGUGCAUCUUAGAGAGAGAAAAUUAUUUUGUGAGGGAGGUGGAGAGGUAUUUGAGGCACAGUGAUUUCUUAAAUCUGAGAAAGAAGGAGAUCCUGUACAAGAAAUGGCUUGAGGAUGUUUCAGAGCCACUGCUGCAGAAAAUUGAGGACAAAAUGGACAGCCAGUCAAGCGAAGAAAUAAGGAGAAGGAAAGCAGAACAACUCUCCCUCUAUUUAAACUACUGUAAAAAGAAGGGUUAUGUGGCUUUGGAAGUUUAUGACCCGUCAGAGUACGAUCCGUUCUUCCUGAAGACAUGCACAGACUGCUGGAAGGUUUCAAUACCAACUUUACAGGAUCCUCUAUUAAAAGACACUCAAAGAAAGUUUAUUGAGACAGGCAUUAUCAAGCAGUGUGAGACAGGAAGACCGUGCUCUACCAGAGAGCUGAAUGAACUCCAUAAAGCAGAACUGCCACCGCUUCCUUUGAGCCGGCAACAUAUGGAUGCAGUUGAGUGGCUGAAGAUACCACAUGCCUACAUUGCUAGUGAAGUCCACCAAACGAAGAGGCAGAAAGGCAUCGGCCACCACAAAGACAGUGAGAGACGAUGGUGUCAUCUGUCCUCCAGCUGACUGCAGCAGAAAGCACAGCCAUCAGAAGGUACCAUUUGCAAAAUAUGUUACAUCUUCUGCCAAGCCAAGUGAUAACAGGCCAGGUCUUCUGGCAAACUGCAAUAAACUCAUUGUCUUAAACCCGUGGUUCUGAAGUACUCUUACCCAGCAGCCAAAGAAAUGUUUGAGAUGCUGCUCCUGUUAUUUCCAGCUCCAGUCCAUGCUCUACAGGCCAAAACCUACUAUUUUAGGAGUUUUAACUUAGGCUCAGCCCUCCAAAGACAGCACUAAUGUUCUUUGGUUUAUAGGGCGAUGGAGUCUUUGUAUUAAGGGAGAUGAACUGGUGAGAAAAGUUAAAGUCUGCUGGGUCCCUCUUCUACACAGGGCAGGAGCUAUAGGUUAUCUCCAGCUCUGGCAACAGCUACAGCUCUGAGGCCACUGUGUUUCACGUUACAAGAAGUGUGAAUGGUAGCAGUGGGCAGAGGGAAUAGCAAAGCUUGCAAUUUUUAGCUACAGCUGUUGCAAUUUGGCAUGAAGCUGAAAGAGGUCACCUUGAGAUUUAAGAACAAACCCUCUCUUUGAGUGAGGAGGAGGUGCUCCUGGCUCUGUGUGUGGUUAGCAGAUGUGUACAGAGAAGUGGCUUAGAAAGCACUGAUUGGGAAAUACAAUUCGGUUCUGGUCAAAUCUUUAUCAGACCUCUCAUAGUGAAUGUCUUGCAAAAUAAUGUUAGGGUACUACCAAAGUUUCAGAGGACUUUCUCCUGGAGACAGCGUACAAGCAGUAAAUCAAGCUUUAACGUGCAUAUUGGUUGCUCUGAGAAGGCAGGAAAUAAUUAGGGGAGAGGAGGUGGUAAGUGUUCUUGUACAAAAUGCCUAGUGCUGUUCGAAGAGUCAGCGCCGAGCAACAAAUGCCGUCAGUGCCCUACAAAUCAGCUUCUCUCUUGUUCCAGUGUGGUCCCUGGCUCCCUGCUAGUGACUGCAGAGCAGCUCUGGUGUCAAAGCCUGAGAACAGGAUUUUCUCUGUGCUUGUUCAAAAAAGCUCCAAACUCCUACUUGUAGAGACACAAUCUCUCAAGACUUGCCAA
This is a messenger RNA of Phalacrocorax carbo (great cormorant), 2121 nucleotides long. NCBI's taxonomy places the organism in Eukaryota, Metazoa, Chordata, Aves, Suliformes, Phalacrocoracidae. The record is from RefSeq and is a predicted model, not a curated record.